This is a messenger RNA of Symbiodinium natans, 150 nucleotides long. NCBI's taxonomy places the organism in Eukaryota, Dinophyceae, Suessiales, Symbiodiniaceae. The record is from the annotation of a GenBank genome assembly.
GUAUGAUCAAGUGUCCGACCCCAGCUUCACCUACUACGUGCAAGACUACUUGCUACCUCCCGCCGCCCGCCGGGCACUGUUCUAUGACGGGGGCAACAACGCGAACGGCACGGGAAACAUUGGCAUGGCUGUGGGCUGGGCGGAGGAGAU